Molecule: messenger RNA, 9682 nt
Organism: Colletes gigas
Lineage: Eukaryota; Metazoa; Arthropoda; Insecta; Hymenoptera; Colletidae
Product: hornerin-like
Exons: 14
Coding region: 2203-7992 (1929 amino acids)
Biological process (GO): chitin catabolic process; carbohydrate metabolic process
Cellular component (GO): extracellular region
Molecular function (GO): chitinase activity; chitin binding
Source: RefSeq, a predicted model, not a curated record
AUUAAUUACUUAUGUUAUCAUUUUACCUUUUAUUUUAAAAAUUAAAGAGUUUGUUUCAAGAAAUAUACUAUGUCACCCACUUUCUUAGCGCUUUCCCCGACUAUCUGCUACCGAAACAAAAAAGUGUCAAUUACUGCAACUUUCAUUUUUUUAAUGUCUCAAGUACUGAGACAAUUUUUAUGUUCAAAAAGAAAUUAGACGACAUUAGUUCACUCAUUUGGUAUGGUAAUCCAAUAAGAAGCAAAGAAGAUGGACCAGAUCCUCUGGAGAAAAUGUUAAGAAACAUUCAAAUAUCUUGCAAUGAAAAAUAGGAGUAGUAAAAAUCAUACUUUUUUUCUUGGGCUUGAUGAACAAGAAUUUAGCUUUUUCCACACUAAUUACAAUAAAAUAAAUACAAAUAUGCUCUGAAAAGGGCCCCAAACGAAUCAGUCUUUGAUACGUAUCUAAUAGUCAAGUUGAGCAUCGGUAUAAGUAGAAACAGAAAGCAACGAACAGACGCUCAAAUAUCAUUAUCUCGAAAACGAAACACUAUAAAACAAUUAUUAUUUUACAAUUUCAACUUGAACUUACUAAAAUUUUAGUCGAAUAAAAAUUUGAGGUCGAACAUUCUCAGAAUAAUCAGAGACAAAGAAAAUUCGAGCCAACCCGUUUUAAAGCAGUUCUUCCAACAUGAAACUCUUAAUGUAUUGUACCAAAGAAAUUAGAUACUUGAAUGGAAGGCAAUGGAAAUAAAUGUUCAUUCAUUCUCUUAUAGAAAACCACGAUAAAUUUGCAAAAACCCAGUCGAGCAGACAAUUUUUAUGGGUCAUUUUGAUUGCUUAAAACAAAUUCGAUGAAAUCUCUGUAUUUUGUAAUUUUCAAGUGUACGAUAUCUCUUUGGUUUGGACUCGAGUUUCAACAAAGUCCUGACAUAAAAACUGAUGUGUGAGCGUAAAGGGUAAAUCGUACACGCACGUGACAAAUUUUAAAAUAUAAUUGUCUCGAAAACGAAACUCUAUAAAACAAUUAUUAUUUUACAAUUUCAAUUUAAACUUGCUAAAAUCUUAGUCGAAUAAAAAUUUGAGGUCGAACAUUCUCAGAAUAAUCAGAGACAAAGAAAAUUCGAGCCAACCCGUUUAAAAGCAGUUCUUCCAACAUGAAACUUAAUGUAUUGUACCAAAGAAAUUAGAUACUUGAAUGAAAGGCAAUGGAAAUAAAUGUUCAUUCAUUUUCUCAUAGAAAAUCACGAUAAAUUUGCAAAAACCCAGUCGAGCGGACAAUUUUUAUUAGAAAUUACGGAUGGAUCAUUUUGAUUGCUUAAAACAAAUUCAAUGAAAUAUCUGUAUUUUGUAAUUUUCAAGUGUACGAUAUCUCUUUGGUUUGGACUCGAGUUUCAACAAAGUCCUGACAUAAAAACUGAUGUGUGAGCGUAAAGGGUAAAUCGUACACGCGUGGGACAAAUUUUAAAAUAUAAUUGUCUCGAAAACGAAGGUCGUGAUGAAUUUUCUAUGAGAACGAGGUACCCAGAAAUUCCCUGAAACGCGGUUUCGAGCCUGGUGAGUUCACCUUGAUCCCCUGACACGAGGCGCAACGUGUGCCGAGUACGUUCCGAGGCGCUCGGAAAAGAGACACCGAAGGAUCGCGUUAAGUAAUCCUAACGCUCGCUGCAUCGACUUAAUCACGAAGGAGCGCGAGUCAUCCUAUUUUUAACCUGGUGGCGUACGUGUAACACGGAAAGUGUCCCGAUCUGGGCCAGUCCGGGUACCCCACCCGGCAUCCGGUAAUCCGGCGGUCCCGACGGCCGUGUUAUCCGAUCUCUCCUUCCCCCCCGAUUCCUAUCCCGCAACUCCAUCUCCCUCGAGCCGAUCUUCCACGGCUGCUUCCACCCGAUCGGUAGGGUUUACUAAGAGAGCACGAAUCCUCCGAAGGUUCAGUGCGAAACGCGCUCUCGAAUUCGAAGGAUCCUUCGACUCCUUUGAUCCCCCACUCAGAGGCAGACGAGAGACAGACCGUAUAGUAGAGAGAAACAGAGAGGCUUUCGCUAGCCUGAAGAUUGGUAGAACUUCUUGCACGCCGGUGGCACCGAACCACUCGUCGAUCCGUUCUUUAAUCUCGAUGAGCGACGAUCUCGGUCCCAGAGUGUCACUUCCUCGCCACGCACUUACGGACCUGCUGCCGAUCUAGAGGACCUCGGCUUCUGCAAACGGUAGAAUCGUCGACGGGAUGAUCGACAGGAUGAUCGUGUUUACGGUCCUUCUUGGACUUUUGGGACUGAGCCACGGUUUACAAUGCCCAAAACAAAAGACAUCGCCAGGGCGGGAAGUAGUUUGUUACACUUCCGUUUCCGACGCCGAACAGCUGACCAACGCAGUCUGCAGAUGCACCACUCUGGUGCAUCAAGGAUACGAUGUGCGAAAUAUAUCGACUUCCGGAUUCGAAAGUUUUCAAGAAUCAUUGAAAAGGAUCAGUCCGUCUCUUCAGUUCAUGAUUUCCGUGGACGACCCUGGAAAAACGCUGAUGACUUCCGGCACAGUCCGUCAAGAGAUCGCCGCUCGUUUGAUCGGAAUACUAACAGAGGUCGAUGGAGUUGAAUUGAACAUGACGGCAGGCUCGAAGGAACGUUUGGUGCACUUUAUGAAGGAUCUAAAGAACGAGUUGAAGAGAAAAUCUUACGACAAGAGGAUCUUUUUGGUUCUGCCAAGCAAACCGGAGGAUCUUGGGAAGCAGUUCGAGUUGAAGGAACUCUCCAAGUACGUGGAUCUAUUCACGGUCCCGACGCAUUACUUGGUCGAAGAUGACGCGGACUAUCAUACUUUUCAUCCGUCGCGAUUGAUGGGCCUGUUUGAUAUGUUCAACGCGGACAGUCUGAUCGAUUUGAUCAACGGAUUGGGGGCGCCUAAAAGAAAGACACUGGUGUCGGUGCCGGCCAGUGCUUACAAGUUUAUUUUGAAGGAUCAGGACGACAAUGCCCCGAGAUCAUUAACCGAAGAGAUACAGCCGGUUAUCAUUGAUCAGAAACAGCUCUGCGAUCUGAUGAACAAAGGCGAAUGGACGGUCGAAAGGGACGAAGAUCUCACCGCGCCCUACGCUUUCAAGAAUAAAACCUGGAUCGCCUUCGAGGACAAGAUUUCCAUCGCGAUAAAAGGGAAAUACGCGUUGCUCCGGAACUUGCCAGGACUCGCCAUACGAGACAUAGAAAAUGAUUUCGAGACGAAGUGUGGUAAACCGCUGACUCACGAAAUUCACCACUCGUUCACAGAUUUUAAGAGGAAGACCAGAGCGGCCGUUUUGAAUGCUUUGGAAGAUGAUUUGCAUCAAACUCAACUCAGUUAUUCAACAAAGGUCAGAUCCUCCGAAUUUCGAGUUGUUCGAGUAGUGGACACCGACGGAAACAUUCAAGCGGUUCGCGAGAACACUCAAACUGAAUUCACUUGCUCGAGGCAAGGCUACUUUGUCCACCCAAAGAGUUGCAACAGAUUUUAUCGUUGCGUUAAGUUCAAUCAAGAAAUAGAAGACUAUUCUGUGUUCGAGUUCGACUGUCCAGCGGGUCUGGCCUUCGACGAACGUACGGAAGUUUGCGUUUGGCCAGGAUCGCUGUCGCAAGGAUCCCCGUGUCCUGGAAGCAGCGAAAUCGCGCCUGUGGCUCGAGUAAGGUUCGAAUGUCCGUCCAAGCCUGGCUACUAUGCGGAUCCUCAAAAUCCUCGUUGGUUCUUCGCCUGCAUAGAUCUAGGUGGUCCUGAAAUGAUGGCAUACGAGUUCCGUUGUCCAUUUGGUCUGAUCUUCGACGAAGAGAAGUUUGUGUGUGAAUGGCCCUGGUUAGUGAGAGGCUACUCUGGCAAUGGUUAUACCAGCACGGAAUACGACUACAGAGGAUCAGAUGGUCACUCUACCAUUGGUAUCGGUGGUCAAUCUACUGGAGGUAUCGGUGGUCACUCUACCGUGGGUAUUGGUAGUCAAUCUACCGCGGGUAUUGGUGGUCACUCCACUGUGGGCUCUACCUUUGGUAUCGGUGGUCAAUCUACUGUUGGUACUGGUGGAUACUACACUGGACAUCUGCCUCAUGGAUAUACAGGAACAACGGGCUUCCAACAUGGCGUGUAUUCUGGCACAACAGCCAGUGGAACAGGAUUCUCAGGAUUCUCUGGAGCAGCUGGCGCUGGCCACGCGGGAUCUACUAUUGGAAGUCAUGGUACUUUUGGCCAAGGAUCGACUGGAUACCAAGGAACAACAGGAAGUCACGCGGGCGUUGGUGGCUUCCAUGGAACUGUUCCUGGAGGUUACAGCGUCUCCGAAACCACUGAUAAAACAGGAUCGAUCGGUGGAAGCUACGGUGGCUCGACUGGUGGAGGAUCGUUAAAUACUGGCUACGUUGGAUCAACGAGUGGAGUGUACUCUGGAACAGCUGGCGUUGGGUACACAGGAUCCACCACUGGAGGUCACGGUACUUUCGGCCAAGGAUCGACUGGAUACCAGGGAACAUCUGGAAGUGGGUAUUCUGGGUCGCCAACGGGAAGUCAUGGCACUUUUGGCCAAGGAUCGACUGCGUACCAUGGAACAUCUGGAAGUGGGUAUUCUGGAUCGACAACAGGAAGUCACGCAGGCGCUGGUGGCUACUACGGAACCGUUCCUGGAGGUUACAGUGUCUCGGAGUCUACUGAUGAAACAGGAUCGAACACUGGCUACGUUGGAUCAACGAGUGGAAUAUACUCGGGCCACGCAGGAUCUGCCGGCACGAAAUAUUCAGGAACAACUGGCACGGGUCAAGUAUCCUCCGGGCCAGGAUACGCAGGGUCAGGUGGCACAGUGCACUCGGGAACAAACGGAAUCUAUAGUGGAACGACUGGUACAGGCUACACAGGAUCGUCUUUCACUGGCCACGGAACUGAUUCAGGGUCCAGAACAGGUACUCACGCGGGAGCUGCAGGAACGAGCUACACGGGCUACGAUAACAAAGGAUAUACAGGAUCUACCGAUGGUGUGUACUCAGGAUCGGCUGGUGGUCAUUCUGUAUCCACUGGAACGACUUAUGCGGGGUCUGUUACCAAAGGGUACGGAGGAUCUAGUGGAGGAUAUGGAGGAUCCACUGGGGCAAGUUACACAGGAUCUCCUGCUAAAGGAUAUGGAGGAUCUACUGGGCCAAAUUACGUAGAAAUGCACUUAGGAGGACAUGGAGGAUCGACUGGGACAACUUACGCGGGGUCUGAUACUAAAGGAUACGGAGGAUCCAGUGGAGGGUAUCCAGGAUCCACUGGAACAAGUUACACGGGAUCUCCUGCUAAAGGAUAUGGAGGAUCGACUGGGACAACUUACGCGGGGUCUGAUACUAAAGGAUACGGAGGAUCCAGUGGAGGGUAUCCAGGAUCCACUGGGACAAAUUACGUGGACUCUCAUUUAGGAGGACACGGAGGAUCUGCUGGAACGACUUACGCGGGAUCUGCUACUAAAGGAUACGGAGGAUCCACUGGGACAAGUUACUCAAGAUCCGGUACUCAAGGAUAUGGUGGAUCGACGAGUGGUUACAACGCUUCGACAGUAACAUCUGUAGGUUACUCGGGGGCACCUAGUCUAGAUGACUUUCCAGGGCCGUACGAAAAUCCAAACACACCAAAAACGCAACAAACGUUUGGCACGCGAACGUCUCAGGGCCCGUACGAUCAUCCUUCUGAAACAACACGACGACCUCUGUAUCCUGGACAAGUGGGAGUGUCGACCACGUACUUUGGCAAUACUGGAACGAAGGGAUACGGACAAGGUGUUGCAUCGUCCGGUACUACUGGUUACCAAAGUGGUAGUGGGUACACAGGUGGUUUCAUAGGAGGCCCUGCCACGACGUACCAUGGAGUUAGUACACCCACUAUUAGUUAUGGUACGUCAGGAACUGGUACUCUCGUGACAGGAACUAACGUCCACGGGGCAGUUAUUACCGGAGACUCUUCUCCCGGAACUAUCGUCACUUACGGAGGCACCCCUGGCACGGUAAUUUCAGGAUCUUCCGAUCAAGGUGCCAUAGUAACCGGAAGCAGCUAUCCAGGUUACGUCACGACUGGCACAGGUACACCUGGUUACGUAGUCAGCGACGGAGUCAAGACUGUGUAUCAUGGUUCCAGUCCUGGAACCACAGUUUACGAAAGACCUGCAACGAAUACCGAUCAUAUAGGUCCAAACGCGUUCGAUGGUAACGUGUCAGGAUAUACAAAAACAUCCUCCGAAGGCUACGACAACGUUUACUCUGGACAUACGUCGACGCGGCCCCAAGACGCGACCCAUAUCGACACAUCUAAAAUUACUUUGGGUCCGUCAAAGUCUCCUGGCUACUCGUACACCGCGCCAAACGUUCCGUUCAAAACGGGAAUGACAUCCUCUACGGGAACACCGGUUGCUCCUACAGAGGGCAACGUGCUCACUGCGACAACUCCGACGCCAUUCUUGAACGUCGAGGUGUACAAGUCACCGAAAUUCGGUUCCACGGGCACACCUGGCAUCGUGAAAACCUACACGGAAGAACGGUACCAAGGAUCGGCUCCUUCCGGUUUCACGCGUGCACCAGUCACGACUGUCUCGCCUCUGAGCUACACAACUGGAUCUUUUGGAGGAGCAAAACAUCCAGUUGCGACGUCCACGGGUCAUCCAGUAUUCGAUACUGGGUUCAACACUGUGUCUUCGACACCAGCGCCUGUGAUAGAUCACGACAAAUUUGGUGGAAACAUUCAAGAUGGAUCGACGUUUGCCCAAAACCAGUUCGAUUUUGGAACGAGGAUCACGCAACACGGGAGCUACAGGAACCAAGACGGUUAUGGUUCUACCACGACGCCUUCGAUAUUCGGUGGAUCGUCUACAGUUCCAUCGCCUGAUUAUGUAUCCAGCACGUCUGGUCAUGGAUAUUACGAUUCCACUUCGAGGAGCUCGUUCGACCAAAGGGUGACACCUUCUGGUAUUCCCAAAACAGUGCAACCACAGACUCAGUAUUUGCCAACCGAUUAUGGUUCGUCGCACUACCAGUCAUCGUCUCCUGCACCCCAGGUUCCAGUCAGAGGUUCGACAAACGUAGGUCACAACAGAGGCACUACGCAAUAUGUUCCGAAUCAAUACGACGUAUACACGUCAGGAUCAAGCUCCAGAGACUUCUCCAAAACGCAGACGUCCUCCUCGUCGACGUUUGGACAGAACUACGGUCACUCUACACCUUCUUCCGUCGUUUCGUACCAAAGCACUGCCAAACCCACGGACGUGGGAAAGGCUAAAGUGAUCGUGAAGUGGAGCGACCUGCAUCCUCUUCUCCUGGGCAAACUUGGAGCAGAGUGCACCUGUCGAGGAGACCCCUUCGCCAACCUCCGGGGUCCAGGUUCGAAACUGAUAAACUCGUCCAAAGGCAAGGUGGACCUCUCGAACUACGACGAAUCCGAGAUCUACGUGGAUCUCGAAAAGGAUGUCUCCUACGAGAACAGUGACGAGUCCACGUCGAUAGGACCGGUUAAAAUCUGGACAGACGAGACGCCUGUUUCUGGAGUUUCUCAGAUCCAGGAGAAACCGUCGUCGGUUUAUCUGCCGAGCGUGACUCCAUCAGCUAACAGACGCGUUGGCCAUACGGAUUCGUCGAUAUUUUAUAUCAGAGGCACCUCGCCCAGAGGCUUCGGUUUCAGAUCUGGGAAGAGUCUGAGCAACGAUGGACCUUCCGUGAACGCUGUCAGCAAUGGACCUUCUACAGAGGAUGAUAGCAAUAGACGUUCCACGAAUAAGAUUGACAGUGGCGAGUCUUUCCAUGCGUACGGACCUGGUGGACUCGGUGAUUCGGAGGAGGUCCUCGAUGGAGCCACCAAUUGCGCCAGACCAGGACUGUUCCGACACCCCAACUUCUGCAACAAGUUCUAUGCUUGUCACUGGGACGAAUGGAAGAAGAAGUUCACGCUUCACGUGUUCAGCUGCCCGGUACAUUUGACGUUCGACGGCGGCAUGGGCGCCUGCAAUUGGCCGAGCAUGGGGCCAGCUUGCCAGGACGAUAACUUAUUAGUUUAGAUGGUUAGCUGUCGACGAACAGCCGAUCGAUCUCAGAUACCGCGGCGUUCUCGUAUCACGGAAGAACUUGGUGUGAAUUUGUUACCACGUGGCUAGAGCUUGCGCAAUUAUUUAUAUUUGACGAUCAUUCGUUCGAACUUUAAUAGUUCUGCCUAGUUCGGUAGUAAAAUAGAACGUUUCAUUUUGAAUCCUUGGAAGCAUCACUUUGGAAAGAUUGCGAUGAAAAUUGAUAUUGUAAAUUUUUAAUAGUCUCUCUCACGAAAAUGAUAUUUUUCUACACGAAAUUUUCUAUACGUAUAAGGUAUGUAUAGUUUGAAUCGAAAUUUGACGAGAAAGAAUGGAUUUUUGUUCAACAUGCUGUUCCUUUUACAACUUUAGAUUACUUUUAUUUAUUUUGAUUUAUCUGAUACUUUGCUUAGAAUUAUCAAAACGAGAGAUGUCGUGCCAAACGUGGACGUAAGUUUAUUUAUAGAGGGAAAGUAAACCAAGCCAGAUGCGAACACAAUAUAUUUUAGUGAAGAUAAUAACGAAAAGACACACUUACUCCUUUCUUAGACAUACUACCUCCCUUACGACAGAACCAAUUAGGUGGCCACACGGAAGAUGAGGAUAUUUUCCAAUACACUUCGUAUUCUUUUAACCUUUCUCUAAACUGAACGAGCUUGAUGUGUUUGGAAUUUUUCGUAAAGUUUCCCUUUCUGUCCAUUUAUAGGUCCACACAGUUGUCUGUACAAAACUAACAAGAGCUUCUGCAUCUCCAUUUUCGUUGCACUUCGAUUGUAACAUUUUCGUCCGAUACAAAUAUUUGAGUACCCUCAAAGUGUAUUUAUAGUCGGUUUCGUCGUAACGAUUCCGGAACCCUCUUAGACAGUUAACGCAGGAGAUAUCUGGUCGAGUUCCAGAGCUAAUAUACUAUAUUAAUGCUCCGAUUAAGUUCCGAUAUUCAAUAUCGGGAUUUAUUUUAUCCGCCGGUUCUAGUUUUAACUUCGUCUCUAUGGGAGUAUCGUAUAAUCUAGAAUAAUCUAUCCCAUGUUUCUCAGCUACUGACUCAAUGUAAUUUCUCUGGCUUAAAUUUAAUAUAUUAUUAUCGUCUGAAUAUUUACACUUCAUUUCCAUACUUGCGUAACUCUCGAUCCUACCUCUUUCAUCCUAAACUCGGAUAAUCUCUCCUUAAUAUCGUGGAUCUUUGAUCAUUGGAACAUGGACUUUGUUGAAAUCUUAAUUAAUUUUGUUUCGAAAAAAUAAUCUCAAGCAUGGAAAAUUUUACAUAUGCUAAGAGAACAAAAUAGAAUUUGUCACGAAACUACGGUUCUCGCUUUAGACGAAUGAUAUUAAUUCUGUAACUUUACUUUGAAAGAUAAUACUAAUAUCGUUAUGAUUUCUGGCUUGAGCUGUAUCUUUUACGAAACUUGUUUAACAGUUGUUUAAUUAUCUGAGCACACGGACACCCGACAACGAAACUAGGCGUGAGAUAACGUUUAAUUCUAACGAGGUAACGGUUCACGCUUAAUUUCUUUGCAUACCGUCGAGGCUCGCGGAAUGAGCAUAUCAGAAUGCUUUCUCGAGGUAACGAGGUCCAAGACAAAGAAGAAGAAAGAUCCAAGGCGAUCGAGGUACAGCGACGCGAAAGCACGCUGUUCAGAGUGAAAGUCAAGUUGUGCUCACCGAUCCAAAUCGCAGGAACUCAAUG